AUCCUAAACUAAGCCUUCGAAGUGCGCAGACAAACUUUUGGAAACUUCAUGCAUCUGUUGGCGCUCACCGUAGCGCACCUGAAGAUUGCGGGAUUUGCCUGUUUGCAACGUUUGAAGUCAGCAUUUAAAAGAAGGCAUAACUAUUUGAUAACCAAAUAACCAGUAACAUUAUGGAUCCUGUUGUCGAGGCAUUCGCUUUUUCGCUUGCUUUUCUGGGUUGGGUGAUGGUCGGGCUUGCCCUCCCGAACAGGCACUGGCGGGUGUCGACCGUGGACGGUAACGUUAUCACUACAUCAACCAUCUAUGAGAAUUUAUGGAUGUCUUGCGCCACUGACUCGACAGGAGUGCACAACUGCCGUGAAUUCCCGUCUUUGCUGGCCUUGUCCGGCUAUAUCCAAGCAUCCCGUGCGCUAAUGAUCUCGUCUAUUGUUUUGGGCACUUUUGGACUGGUGGCGACUCUAGUGGGUAUGCAGUGCUCCAAAAUUGGAGGGGAGAAUUACGUCAUGAAGGGUCGGAUCGCAGGAAUCGGUGGCGUCUUCUUCAUACUGCAAGGUCUGUGCACAAUGAUUGCAGUGUCUUGGUAUGCUUUCAACAUCACUCAAGAAUUUUUUGACCCACUUUAUCCUGGAAUAAAGUAUGAAAUCGGAGAAGGGCUUUACAUUGGUUGGAGUUCAGCUACACUGGCUUUAUGUGGUGGCAGCUGCUUACUGUGUGCCUGUAGACUGCAUAGCCCAGAAGAAAAAAAAUCAGAUCUUCAGACCUUCAGAUCAUACCCCUACAAGCCUCAAUCAAGGCAUGCAGUUCAAACUGCCUCUGAAAUAUCCCAUAUCCCUUCUAGCCAAUAUGGACGCAACGCAUAUGUAUAAGGAACAUACUGUAUACUGCAGAUGUGGGAUCAACAAAGUAAAGAUAUUACAGACUGUCACAAAACACAGAGACCACACAUCACAAUGACUUUUUCAAAUGCAGUGAUUAAUAAUAUAAUUAUAAACAAGCCUGCUCUCUAGAAACUCUUUAUUACUAAUGUAAAUAGUCUAUAAUUUCUAAUGUAUGCUGAAAGCAUGUAAACACAGAUUGUAACUGUGGUGUUUAUCCAGCAAAGCAUAUUUCUUCUAUGAUAAAAAUAUAUGCAGUAAACAACUGUUAUUACAAGAGUUUGCGAGAAAACAGCAACAAUAUUUGAUAAUACUUUAAUGUAAAAUGAAAGGAAAAUCUGUACAUUUAUUUAAACGUUAUGUCGGACCAGAAUAUUCUAGAUUAGUGACCCUUUUUCCAUAUUCAGAGAUUAGUCAAUCUACCUAUUGGCAUGGUGGGAUGUUUAGAGUUAAAUUCUAUACAAGACUAAACAAUGAAUCAGUACUUCCUUUGAACUGAAUUACUGUGUAAUCAAACAAGAUUUUUAAAUUCUUGUGUAUUUGCUCAAAUAAGCAUAUGUAAUAAAUUAGCAUUCUAAAUCACUCCCAUAAUUUGAAUAUUACUAUAACCUACAUGAUAACACUACACUAUGAGAUGUUGUUUUUUUUAUUCAUAUACUGUUAAGAUCACAAAUGUAAUAAUAAUCAUGUUAUGAGUAAACAACAGGUCUGUGAAUGCCCUCUGCUGGUGAUAUGAGGUUAUGAGGGACUAUAAGUGGUGCAAAGCAAUAACAAAUAUUACCGUGAUUCUCCAAAGGUCUCUUAUUUUGAAAUUCAACAGUCAAAAUUUUACACACACAAUGUGAUUUGCUUACAAACAAGUAAACA
This is a messenger RNA of Myxocyprinus asiaticus (Chinese sucker), 1742 nucleotides long. RefSeq names its product claudin-15-like. Gene Ontology annotation, cellular component: plasma membrane; bicellular tight junction. The transcript has 5 exons. Gene Ontology annotation, biological process: cell adhesion; bicellular tight junction assembly. NCBI's taxonomy places the organism in Eukaryota, Metazoa, Chordata, Actinopteri, Cypriniformes, Catostomidae. Gene Ontology annotation, molecular function: structural molecule activity. The record is from RefSeq and is a predicted model, not a curated record. Bases 171 to 866 code for a protein of 231 amino acids.